UUCUUUCCCUCUUCUGCUUUUUCUUCUUCACUUUGCCUAAAGAAAGGCUUGGCUUGCACAAAGAACUAUAGAUUACUCCUUAUACCAUUUUUUUCAGCAGAAUUUCAAUUUUCAUCUCUUCUUCUCACAAAGAAAAGAAAAAGAAAAGAGAAAGAGAAAGAGAAAGAGCAAAAAGAGAAAAAGGAGAGGCUUAUCUUCUUCCUUGUAUUUCAAGACUCUUUUUCUCUCUGGUAAGAUGUUUGAUUCCUUAAGCCCUCCAUACACACUUGAAGUUUCUCAGAUUCCUCUCACUUUCUUUCCCUUUCCAGGAAAAUCCAAUCUUACCCGGAUGCUUAAAUCAUUUCCUCUUUCCUUAGAGUUCUUCCAAACCCAAUUUUCUUGAGAAGAAAAAAAAAAAGACACCCCAAAGAAGUGAUAAACAUGGUCUUUUUCUUUGUCCAUACACUUUUCUCUCUUCUACUCACCACUUCUUGCUUAGCCUCUUCUUCUUCUUCUUCUUUGCUUAGUGAUUUUCACGUCUUGGUAAAGCUCAAACGAGGAUUUGAAUUCUCUGAGCCGGCUUUGAACUCGUGGAACCCUUCAAGGCCAAGCUCGGUUUGUUCAUCUUGGGCUGGAAUUCGAUGCUCUAAAGGACGAGUAGUUUCACUUGACUUGACUGAUUUGAGUCUAAGUGGCUCUGUUUCGCCUCUCAUUUCAAGACUUAACCAACUCACUGACCUCUCUCUUUCUGGUAACAACUUCUCAGGCAGCAUUGAGAUUACAAGUGUGACUAAACUUCGGUUCCUAAACAUCUCAAAUAACCAGUUCAGUGGCAGCUUAGAUUGGAACUACUCAACUAUCUCGAACUUGGAAGUGUUUGAUGCUUACAACAAUAACUUUACUGAUGUACUUCCACUCGGGAUUCUCAGUUUAAAGAAGCUCAAGUACUUGGAUCUUGCAGGCAAUUAUUUCUUUGGCAAAAUCCCAGAAAGCUAUGGUGAGCUAGCUGAGUUGGAGUACUUGUCACUAGCUGGGAAUGAUCUCAAUGGUAAAAUCCCAGGUGAGUUGGGCAACCUCACUAACUUGAAAGAGAUUUACUUGGGUUAUUACAAUGUUUUUGAAGGUGGAAUUCCAGCGGAGCUUGGGAAGCUAGUGAGUCUAGUUCACAUGGACCUUUCCAACAGUGAAUUAGAUGGGCCAAUCCCACCUGAGCUGGGGAACUUGAAGGCAUUGGACACACUCUAUUUGCAUGCCAAUGUGCUUUCAGGCUCAAUUCCAAGGCAGUUAGGCAACUUGACAAACUUAAUCAAUCUUGACCUCUCCAACAACGCGCUCACCGGUGAAAUCCCAUUUGAGUUUGUCAAUCUCACACAGCUCAAGCUCUUCAACCUCAUGAUAAACAGGCUGCACGGCUCCAUACCAGACUUCGUAGCAGAACUGCCUUACUUGGAGACUCUGGCGCUGUGGAUGAACAACUUCACAGGCGUAAUUCCUCAGAAGCUUGGCCAGAAUGGUAAGCUCCAAAUACUGGACUUGUCCACCAACAAGCUCACUGGUACAAUCCCUCCAAACUUGUGCUCAUCCAAUCAGCUAAGGAUACUAAUUCUAUUGAAAAACUUUCUAUUCGGACCAAUCCCAGAUGGCCUGGGAACGUGUUCUAGUCUCAUUAGAGUUAGGCUGGGGCAGAAUUACUUGAAUGGUAGCAUACCAAAUGGUUUUCUUUACUUGCCUCUAUUGAAUCUAGCAGAGUUACAAGAAAACAACUUAUCUGGUUCUUUGUCAGAGAAUGUUAAUAGCUCAUCAAAUCCAGUCAAACUAAGCCAACUUAACCUCUCAAAAAAUCUCUUAUCAGGUCCUUUACCAUCUUCCAUUUCAAAUUUCACUUCUGUCCAAAUCCUUCUCCUUAGUGGUAACCAAUUUUCAGGUCCAAUCCCACCAUCAAUAGGACAACUCAGUCAGGUUCUAACACUUGAUCUCAGCCAAAAUUCACUCUCCGGUGAAAUCCCACCUGAAAUUGGAAACUGUGUACAUCUCACUGUUCUUGACAUGAGCCAGAACAACCUCUCUGGCUCAAUCCCACCACAGAUUUCGAAUAUCCGUAUCUUGAAUUACCUUAACUUUUCGAGAAAUCACUUGAACCAAACCAUACCAAGAUCAAUUGGAACCAUGAAGAGCCUCACAACAGCAGAUUUCUCCUUCAAUGAUUUCUCCGGUAAGUUACCGGAAUCAGGCCAAUUUGGCUUCUUCAACGCCACAUCCUUCGCCGGAAAUCCUCAACUCUGCGGUUCUCUUCUCAACAAUCCCUGCAAUUUCACCACAAUCGCAGCCACACCCAGAAAACCACAAGCAGAUUUCAAGCUAAUCUUCGCUCUAGGCCUGCUCAUUUGCUCUCUGGUCUUCGCCGCCGCGGCCAUAAUCAAAGCCAAGUCGUUCAAAAGAAACGGCCCCGAGUCAUGGAAAAUGACCGCAUUUCAAAAGCUCGAAUUCACAGUCUAUGACAUCCUCGAAUGCGUUAAAGACGGCAACGUGAUCGGAAGAGGAGGAGCUGGGAUCGUCUACCAUGGAAAAAUGCCAAAUGGGGUCGAAAUAGCAGUCAAGAAACUACUCGGGAUCGGUCCAAACAGCCACGACCAUGGCUUCCGAGCCGAAAUCCAGACCCUCGGCAACAUCCGCCAUAGAAAUAUAGUUCGGUUGCUGGCGUUUUGCUCGAACAAGGAGACCAAUCUAUUGGUCUACGAGUACAUGAGAAAUGGAAGCUUGGGUGAGGCCAUACACGGAAAAAAAGGAUCGUUCUUGACUUGGAAUAUGAGGUAUAAGAUCGCCAUUGAAGCAGCCAAAGGACUCUGUUACCUUCACCAUGAUUGUUCGCCAUUGAUAUUACACCGAGACGUGAAAUCCAACAACAUUUUGCUCAAUUCAAACUUCGAAGCACACGUGGCAGAUUUCGGCCUUGCCAAGUUCUUGCUCGACGGCGGCGCCUCCGAGUGCAUGUCGGCGAUUGCAGGGUCAUACGGCUACAUUGCUCCUGAAUAUGCUUACACAUUACGUGUCGACGAGAAGAGUGACGUGUACAGCUUCGGAGUGGUGUUGCUGGAGCUGCUGACGGGGCGGCGGCCGGUGGGGGACUUCGGAGAAGGAGUGGACAUAGUUCAGUGGUCAAAGAAAGCCACAAGCUGUAGAAGAGAAGAUGUUCUUCAAAUCGUUGACCGGCGGUUGACCACCGUGCCGGGAGACGAAGUCACUCACUUGUUCUUCAUUGCCACUCUUUGUAUCCAAGAGAACAGUGUCCAACGCCCCACCAUGAGAGAGGUUGUUCAGAUGUUGUCAGAGUUCACAGAUCGCCAUACUCAAACUCAAUCCUCAUCUUCUUCUAAGAUCCAUGAAAAUCACACAAAAAUUACAUGUCCCAAGUUUAGACAAGAUCUUUUGGUUUAAUAAUUUAUAAGAAGAAGAAGAAAAAAAAAACAUAUAUAAUUAACAAUAGCAUUAUUUUCAUUUUUUUUUACGUUUAAUUUUCUAGAGUUGAUUUAAAAUGGGUGUAUCCUAUAAGUGGCUUUGUUUUUUUUUUCCUCGUAAUAUGAGAGUUUGAGGGGUUUUGUUUUGGUUUAGAUAUAGGAAGAGAGAAUUUGGUGGCCAAUAUUAGAAUUAGAGUUUAGAAAUAAUGAAUAUGAGUUGCCCUUCUUUUCAAGAUGGUGCAAUUUAUAAUUAGGAAAAAAGAAGAGCAUGAAAGCUUAAACUUGGGCAAUGUAUGCUUUUUUUUUUGUACUAUAUAUAUAUAUAUAUAUAUCCUCAUAUAUACAUAUUUUUUCUUCCCCAUUGCUUUA
Molecule: messenger RNA, 3803 nt
Organism: Humulus lupulus (European hop)
Lineage: Eukaryota; Viridiplantae; Streptophyta; Magnoliopsida; Rosales; Cannabaceae
Product: leucine-rich repeat receptor-like serine/threonine-protein kinase BAM3
Exons: 2
Coding region: 421-3414 (997 amino acids)
Biological process (GO): protein phosphorylation
Molecular function (GO): ATP binding; receptor serine/threonine kinase binding; protein kinase activity
Source: RefSeq, a predicted model, not a curated record